GCGUCUGGCAACAGCUUCUUUGUUUUGUUUAUUUUUCUAAGCACACCGCCGUAAAAUGUGUGCCUGCCGCCGGCUGUGCGCGGAAUGAGUUUCGCCCUGUGUAGCUAACGCGCGAUGAAUGACAGUAAACUAGUCUAAUUGUCAAUACUCCCAGGACACACAUACGUAGGAAAAGAUGGCGAUGUUGAAACGCUCGCACAACACCUGCCUCGUCAAAGGUCUCUUCGCUUCCUUGGCGGUGACGUGCCUUGUUGGCCUCUACUAUGGCUACCGGCUCAUGGUUUCCAAUGAGGCCAAGUUCUCGUUUGGCCGGUCUGCGGGUGGUGAACCUCUGGUCGAGUCCGACGAAGGUGGCCUGGGCGGAUCCUCUGCUCCUGUGCACGUAGUGCUGGUAACAUCCAAUGCUGGUCUCGGAGGCGCUGUAGCAGCUAUGGUGAGCACAGUGCGUCACACCCGCCGGCCAACUUCCUCGCUGCACUUCCACGUGGUGACGGACAACGCCACCCAGUUUCAUCUACAUGCCUGGAUGCACCAGGCACAGCUCGCGCAGUUCCAGUACGAGGUGCUCACGUUCCCACAGACACCACUCAUCGCUCCCGAGCUUGCCAGCAUCCUGCAACUGCCGCACGCCAAGCUCUACCUUAGCCGGCUGCUGCCUUCACUGAGAGGUCCAGUCAUAGUGCUGGAUGAUGAUGUCAUCGUGCAAGGUGACAUAUCCGAGCUGGCCACCCUGCCCAUUCCUGAUGGCAGCGUAGGACUCUUCUCAAAAGACUGUGAUAGCGUGUCCAGGAGAUACAACACGGCAGGGAGCCGUUACCACCAGCUUCUAGACCUGAGCCGGCCAUCACUACGUAACUUGGGUCUGGGGCCCAACGAGUGUGCGUUGAACCUGGGUGUGUUUCUGGUGCGGAUGGUCGACUGGGUGCGGCACAAUGUCACCGAGACGGCCGAGAACUGGAUCAGAGCAAAUCUCAGAGAGAAAAUCUUCAAGCGGGAGGGACCUCUGGGGCCCCUGCUACUGGCACUUCACAACAAGACCAGUGCCCUGGACCCCCAGUGGCACAUCCGCAAUCUAGGGGUAACACCAGGGAGCCAGUACUCACGCCUCUUUGUGACCAGUGCCAAGCUGUUGCAGUGGUCAGGUCGCUUUAAGCCCUGGAACGCCAGGUCACCAUACUCCGACAUCUGGCACCGGUACUUUGUACCAGAUCCCACAGGCCGCUUCCGGCCAGCCUCUCGAGUCGGGGCGGCCUCACCUGCAUCCAGCCAGCGUUCCCCCAGGCCAUCGGCUGCUCAGCCAGAUCCUCGGCUCAACCUGAUCUGAAAAACAGGAUGGCAACCCGGGCCAGUUUGCUAACACUGGUUGUGUUGAGUGAAAAACUGCACAGCAGGUGACAGAGAGAAGAUGUAAGGAAGGAUCAGGACAAGCACUGCAGGAUUACCAUAAGUUAAGACACUGAGCUUACAUGCAUGGUCCUAGGUGUGGAAAUGGCACAAUGAAAAGGCAAUGGACCAGAAACAAAAGAAAUGAACAAGACAGGUGCUUGCUUCCAACUGAACGUGUAUGUUAGGGAAAGUGAGAGCAAGUUUUGUAUUCUCUGGUUCUCUUUUCCCUGGCCACAAAUUUUGUCGUGAGGCAACACCUAGCCCUGUUCAUUUCUUCGGUCUGCCAUCAUACCUUCCUCGGGGACAUUUUUUACACUUGUUCUCCUAGUUCUGGCAGUCGUGAGCAUGCCAGCCUUACUUCUAACUCGGGUGAAUGAAUCUCAGCUGUGAUUGUCUUGAGCUUGAAGGUAAACUUUCACAACAGCUUGAUCUAAGCCGAAGCUUAUUAGUCUUUCCACUUGGAACUUUUGAACUUGUCAUGGGCCAAACAUCUUGCAAAGGCCUCCAAGAGACUGCUGCUUUACACAGUGCAACCAACGCCAAUAAAAACAGUGACCGGUAAGAAGCACAUAGACCUGAAGAUUAUGCUUUGCAGGGCCAUGAUUAUUUAUUUCAAUCUUCACUUUUCAACAUUUUAUCUAGGUUGAACUACUACCAUCAUUUUCACAACUGGUAAUAGUUGUGCACACCAUUAGAGCAAACUGUUGUUAUCUGUUGAAAGUCUGUGAGCAUAAAACACCUGCAAGGCUCGUUAAUGAUACAAGACAGUAAUCACAGGAGUCAACCAUUAAAACGAUGUUUUAAGCUCAGCCUAGAAGGCACUGAGUACAUCACUGUGGAUCCAGUGCCAUUGUUUCGUGCAUCAUUCACAACGGUGGCUCGCUUUUGCAUCCUGCGGUCCUUCUCUGUCUUAGCACUUGAGGUUCACUCAAAGCCGUACUUUCGUGACCAUGGAGAGCAACAUCGCUGGGCUUAGCCAAACAUUGUACUGACCUUUCGGUAUCUGCAUAGCCUCGAAGGUUGGUCUGAUCUAAGAGGGCCUGCAGCAUUUUCACAGCAGUGUCAUUCUGUACCACCAGGUGGUGCCACUGCCACACAAGCGAUGAGAUUUGUCAACUCUUGCUUCUCAAUUAGUCAUAAAUGUGCAGAAGAAAAGCAUUUGCAAAAUGUAUGUGUGAAAUGAGCACACGCACGCAGAAUGAAGAGUCACAUUGCGAUGAAACAUAGCAAAAAUUGCAAUGGUUACGAGAUGUACUGGUAAACUAUUAUAAAGUCCUGGAUACAUUGGGGAAGCCGCAAGCAAUGAUUACUUUUACUACAGUCAGCGACCAAUAAUUCAGACUCGGUAGAGGUCAGAAUAAUCAGGAGUUCGAAAUAACAGAUUCACCAAAAAACAACUGACAAUCCAAAAGUUACCAAAAAGGGUAUGCCAUAUUUUUGUACCAUGACUUUCGGAAAUGCUUGCACUUUUGCAUGACUUGCAUUGGAUGCAUUGGCAUCAUCAAGCAACGGCAUUCUUGAUACAGUGCCCAAGAACACCGUCGUUCGUCGACACGUCUGAAGCUGGUCACGCAAAAUGUUGGAAAAGUGAAAGUAUCUUCGAAAUAAUUGUCUCAGAACAAAGCCCAGGUUUGACAAUGCAUUGCUGCGUUAAAAUGAGCUCACGUAUGCUUGCCAGCAACCUGGUUCAUUUGUAUCUCGACCAUUGUUAUACUGUCAGUACAGAUAGACAAAAGACAGUCAAUGCAUGCACUGAAUCUCCAUCCCCUGGCGGCAAUACAGAAGUCAACCGUGCUGUCAUAGGUAAAUUAUCGCAGGUUUUUUUCACAACAGUCAUUCUCUAGCCCUUGUCAGUACAGACAUUGAGAAUAGAGUUGGCACUGCUUGAAACAGCUUGAAGAAGUCACCGGAACCGUGUAGCUAUUUAAAAUGCGAGUGAACAAACGCUGGGUGCACGCAGCUACCACCAGCAGAACUUGCACGACCAUUAAGCUUGCCAAGCUUGGCUUGUCUUGUUCUGUGAUUUGGCUUGUCCUGCGAAGCCUAGUUGGUGCUGGACCAACUAUGCUUUGCUAGUUUCAGUAUCAGGGAGACGCCAACAACAUGGCCAACAACCAUGCCACGGCAAUGCCGGCGACACAUCAAAGCCAGAAUAUCGCUAUUUCAAUUUAGCAUGCAGCCAUACAGGCGGUGUUCAGAAUAAUAAAUGGCAUGCCAUUAAGGUGUCCAAAAUUUCUGUUGUUCUUAUACAUUAAGUCUAUGGGGCCAGUUGUGGUGCCUCAAGGCAGUUCGAAUUGUCAAGCACGUCUUCAGUUUUUGGUGUCUGAAUUUUUAGUUGAUGACUGCAAAUGAUACCUACUGGAACCACCGGAAGUUGUUUUGUUUUGCGUGGUUGUCAAUCUAACAUGUGUUUUUGCAUUUUUAAGUCAUCGGUGUCAGUGAAACCACACUGUUGCUUAGUAAAAAACAGAUUUAAUGUCACCUCCAAUAGGUCAUGACCAGAUUGCACUUCCCUCCCUUCCCCCCUCCUUCAGCAAUAGUGCAGGGGGAAAUGCAGUCAAACCUCAUUAUAAGAAAGUCACACCUAACACAGAAGUAGCUUCGUUAUAUCCAAUAUUUGUUAUAAGCAUAUGUACAUUACACAGUAAUGGUGGUAUGACAAUUCUUGUUUACUGCAUUAUAUUCCUGUUCAUUCAAGGUUUGACUGUGGCAUCCAAAGGAUGAGAAAGUUUAGCAUCAGCUCUGAGCUGCCUCAUGGCUUUCUCAUCGCGGAAAAAAAACAAGUAGGGAAGCCAUGUGCAAGUGUUCUGUUUUUAUUAGGCACUGUGCAAUUUCUUAACAGCACAAUAAAUCUCUUCAUGUGUAACGGUCUUGCACGACCUGUGAAGUGGCAGUGUUCUACUGUUGCUACAGCAUGAUGCAUCGUAAUCUUGGAGACCAUGCUUUUGGCAUACUGCAAUGUUCUCACUUGCCUUUAUAGAAGUGGAACAUGCUGUUCACAAGCUGAAAUGCAUUAGGAUAGCUGAGUUGGUUAUGCUUUGAAUUUAAAGCGUCACUGACGUCAGUAGUUGAGAACAGACUUCAAAACACCCAAUGAAAUUGGCUUAUUAGGAUGACGGUAGGAGACGACGGGCUCCAAGAACUGUUGGUGCCACAGCAUCUGGCGAAUUUUGUAUGGUACUACCCCUCCAGGAUAAGCAAAUAUGCAUGGAGUGCGUCGAGUCAAAUGCCAGCACAACCUAUUUCGUUUGCCAGCUCUGCCUUCCUAUUAUAGUCUGACAUUUAUUCAUGCUGACCUGCAAUUUCAUACAGAAGGAUUUGUUACUGGUUCUGGCCACAUGCUCUGUUGUCUGUGUGCCUCUGCUUUAAAUAUUAGUCCACUAUGGGCUGCUUUAGACAUGCUGCUUUAGUACAAGAUUUUUCUUUUCUAAAUAAGAUCGUGCUUCUGAUUUUGUUAAGCAGCAUCCAAAAGGCACAGCAGUUCAGUUGUACCAUAGUGAGCAAAUGUUUGGAAACCACAGGAGCUGAAAUAUUUUUUUAUUUUUCUGACGUGACCGUGCAGCCUGCAAUUCUAUUUUUUAUCGCAGAGGUAAAAGAAAAAUGGGAGGCCUGAAAUUCCAACAUCUGUGGAAGACAGGCACACACAUGCAGUGUGCCACUCCAUUUCAAGCUGUGAGUGUGGGAUAGUAAUUGAAUUUCUUUCAUGGCAUCCAUGGUGUCAGAAGGUAUGCGUGUCAGUACUCACGCCUCUUUGUAACCAGUGCCAAGCUGUUGCAGUGGUCAGGUCGCAAAGGCUGGUAGGUGAAUUUCCACCUACCAGCCUUUGUGUCAUUGGCAGAGGGUUUAAAAAGAGAGAGAGAGAGAAAAAUUUAUUUACAGAAAGGCAGAGAGGUCAGGCAGAGUGCUUAGUCACGUACGUAUUGUCACAGGACAUGUAUGGCUUAAGUAUUAACAGCCAUUGAAAUCUUCUUUUUGAGAGAAGCUGAAAUGGAGUGUAGGAAGUGCACGGGGUGCUUCGAGUCAAAUGCUGGCACAACCUAUUUCGUUUGCCUGAUCAAGCAUCCUAGAAAAUUUCUUUGUUGCGUGCUUAAAUAUUUCAUUAUGGUUAGGGGUGAAGGUCAGCAUACUCUAUACUUCUCAAUGCAUUUAGUAGUAUCAAGUGAGCAUAUUGGCCCUUGCAUGUAGCAUUGACUUAUCAGUGUCCUACUGGAUCAUUUUGGCAAGUCCUUCAGUGUAUUGUGCAGUCUGAAAUGUAUGGCACUUCUAUUGAAGACCAUGACAGAGGCAUGUGCAGAACCUUGUCAUGGCUUAUUGCUGUCAUUGUAGGAGUGUUUGCAGAGCGUAGGGAGUGGGAUGGUCUACUUAUGAGAUUAUUAGUUUAUUUUUUUUCGAAUGGGCAUGAGCAUAUUUUUGUACUGUACACAGCGUGCCUCCUCACAUCUCUGCCUGCUGUAUGUGCACAAUGAAUCAAGGCAGAAAAAUUGCAGUUUGUUGUUUAUGAGCAGACGACACUUGACAACCGUCGUAACCUUGUUCGUCUUGUGAAUUUUUAUUUUGCCUUUCCCGAUGCAUUGUCCCAGUUUCUCAGGUUAGGCAGUGCCACUUAUUCUGUUGGGGAUCUUUGUUUUGCCUACCUUACGUGCCUAAGGUACCAUGCUGUCACCUGUGUUAGAUCUCCACUUUAAUGCUUCAGUGUUGAUGCAAGGCAGAUAAGAAUGGCCUAUACUAUGUGGUCAGAGCAUAGGCCGCUGCGAUCAUAGUGGUCUAUACUUCUAUACCCUGGAAGCAUUUCCCUUACCUUUAGUCUGAGGUAUCUGAAGAUAUGUCGUCUGCCUCUUUUGUACCUCAUCUCACUGUAUAGUCAGUUCUGUUAUCAAUAGGUGUGCACUUCUCAAUUUUUUGAAAACUCUAUCACAACUGAAGCAUUUAGUGAAAAGAUGGUUGCAAGGCAUGCUAAUGAUGCAUACUGUUUAUCCCACAUGAAUGACAAAUAGCAUAAGUGAGAAAGAUUUUAGCUUUUUUUUUAUGGCUGAAUGCCAUUAUCUGUGUGUCUGAAUGUGCGCAACGUACGUGUUAGGCCUAGUUAAGACAUCGAAACAACAGCUUACGAAAGCAAGAGAAGGCAAACGACAAGUGUGGCACUUGCCUUUGUUUUUUCCAUCUGUCCUGUCUUGUAGUGCUAAUACUUCCCUCUAGGAUGAUUGCAAGGCAUGCAGUAAAUGUUGUUCUAGCACCUGCCAUUGUGAGCCAGUUGGCCAUGGCAUUCUGCAGCUAAGCACAUGAGAAGGUGGACUUCAUUCCAAUCAAAGGCGACUGCACUAACAUAAAAAAUGCUUGUGUAGCACAUUUUGGGCACUUAUUAAGGAACCCCUUGCUAUGAAAACUAAUUCAAAGCCCUCCGGUGCGGCAUCUUUCGUGGCCUCGUGCUGCUUUGCUGUGCUAAUCCCCAUCUAUCGAUCAACGUUGUUUCAGCACAGGCUAAAUCUGAACAUUUAUGAACUGCGCCCAUUUGGAGCAGGAUAUUGUUCCUUCUCUGUGUUCAAUCUCUGGCUGUUUCUCCGUUUACUUGUUUGCAAGGGUGCGUGCAACAAAUGAUGUUUGGUUGUAUUGUUUCCUAGAUAUAGAGCAGCGUUUAAUGCAGCAUAAUAUACCUUGCGAUGACUUUUGUGAUCAGUGUGCACUGUUUUUGCUUGUUAAUGCCACUGGUUAUUGUUUCCUAUUCUACCUCUGUUGCUGGAUCUCAGUCUCAAGCCACUUGGUCCCUUUGCCUUGUAUAUUAAGUAUUACCUCUGCACCGCGUCUUUUUUUAUCAGCUGUGAUAUAAAUGCAGCCUUAUGCUCUUACUGUUUUGGAAAGUGGCUCUACAAGGUUGAGUAUUAUGCAGUUUCUCAAGCAUUGUCUGGAUCCCGUUCUUUGUUUACACAAUAUAUGGUGCUACAAAUGUCUUAAAAAUAUUGUGUUUACACAAGUAUAAUGUUACCUUCUUGUACAAAAUUUCAAAUUUGAGUAAGUACCUUGCAUUAUUAUAUUCAGACCCAUGCUCCACACACUUAGCUUGAGGUUUCUCCACAAUUUUGUAUCAAGCUUAGCCAUUAGGCACCAGCCCAUUGUGUGAAAGCAAACUUCUCUAGGCCUUAGAAUACACAGGUGCUUUACCGGAGGAAGCACAUAUCAGCAAGGGAAUAUGUGUGUGACAGAAGUGUCUUGUCACCCUCUUUAAGCUUCAGCCACACAAACCCACACACACAAAAGAAACAUAUUUUCAACACAUUUUCGAUGUGGCAUAGCAGCAUCUAUUAUCUUAUCCUGUGUCAUGACAGCAGUACAAUGAUGAGUGAUUCCCACAUGCAUUCAACAUGGCAGUGGAAACGUCAUAGUACAUGAUAGCAUGAAUAUUGUGCAAUGCAGAGCAGACACCUCAACACCAGGCCAGGCAAUGCCAUGUCAAAAAUAUGUUGCAAAUAUGCACCCUGUGGUUGCUACUUUGUUUCGCAGUGCACGCCCUUGCACUCUCACCUGCACAGUGCAUCUGGGCUGUCAAAGCAGUGCAUCAUUGCGUUGCCCGUGCAAGCCAUGGCGCAAGCAGUCCCUCUGUGCCAAAGCAUGGGCAUGCGUUGUGAGCCCUUGACUACGGUUGCACUACACAUCUUUAGUUCACAUUGUACUUGCAUUAUUUCAUUUCUUGUUCCUCAAAACCCCUGUUAUAUUUAUGCAGAUGUGGUAAUAUGCUCUUGCUUUUGCAACACUGACAUUGCCUGUGUAUGUGAAUGAAGGCUGGAAUAAUUUGAAUGAGAUGGCUGUCAUUGCCUUUCUGAGCAAGAACUUUUGAACAAGGCUUCAAAUGUCGCAAACUUCUAGAGUGUCUUGCGUGUUAGCACUUGUCUACUCCCAAUGCCUAAAAGAAAAAAAAAGAAAGGAACAACAUCCCAUUUCAGUGCAAGCUUUGUGCACCUAGUGUGCAGCUUAACCUUGCCCGUGGCUUCAAAUAUUCUGUUCCUGUUAUCGAUCUGCUUGCUCAUAGCAUUGCAUGGCUCAACAUUUUUGUACUUCCUUCCCCUACAUCAGCACCGCGUCAGCUUGCUCAUGGUUACCACUUAGGGCACAAAUUCCUGCAACUGCUUUUAGGUGUCAAAGGCUGCAUCUCCUAUGGCAAAAUAUUGCUAACUGCUCCUUCAAUGACUGGCGUUGGCAUAAGGCCUUGUUGUGACGAUGGUGCCUGUCCUGCAUGGACUCUGUAGAUUUCCUAAAGUACCAGAACUGACCAGUCUCUACUAGGCUUUGUAGGCUGUAUUCUAGUCCGAGCAGACUCCCUACAGUGCUCUUGAAAUACCAGAGCAGGCCAGCCUCCACAACUGCAGCUGAGCCAGAGAACAUCGAGCUAGGCUUAGUUGCACCUACAGUACACUGUACUUGUUGGCACGGGCGGUACAUCUUGUCGUGAGCCCCAUUUCCUUGAGACUCAGUUAUAAGGAGAAGUGCUGCUUGCAUCACUGGUGCUUCAUGUCACUGUUUUGAAACAUGCUGUCUUUCAGUUUCACAAAUGUUUAUGCAGACAUUACAUAUGUCAAAUAGUUGUGCAAUCCCCUGAUUCUGGCAAGUGAAGCACCCAAAGUUUCAAGUACACUAAUUUUUCAGUUGCUUCAACAAAGCACAACUUGUGAUCAAGGGGUGCUUAUCUGAUGAAACCUUUCAUUAAGUAGCACCUAUGAUGGGGACAUGAACCCUUGUGCCAUGUCCCGAUUCUUGGAACCUUUGAGGUAUUGCGAGUGAAUAUGCAUAUCCAUUGUUUUGUUGUUGCACGGAACACAGGCCAGCUCUAACUACUCAGCAAAGGGAUCUAGCCCAGGGGCUAUGUGAACAUGCAGCUGUUUUCCUUUCUUUUUCUUCUUUAGUUUGAAUCUUUUGUGUGUGUGCGUGUGUGUGUCUCAUCAUCACACAUUACUGGAAGAAUGGUUCUGUAAACUUGUAUCCCUCUCUAAAUGUCAACAAAUUUAUGGUUACUGCUAAAGUUCAGUAUGCAGAUUAUGAGAUAUUUUCUUGGCUGAUACAUGAUAAAAGAGCCUAACUUUCUGGAACAAUUGACGAAAUUACACACUACUAUCUUAGAACAUGGUUGUCCAACAACUCUCGGUGAGGUUCGGAGGUUGCAAGAAGUCCGCACCCUCCUUUCUUAUAUGGUUGUGCAGUGAACUAUGCACGGUCUAGAAUUGUGUCCAAGACUACCAAGGCAUACUCCUUGGGGGUUUGGGGUUUUAGUUUAUUCUUGUUUCGUUGCCACGUCUACUGGCGUUACACAGUGUUAUUUCAUUACCACAUUGUGUUAUGCUUUUUCUUCGCUGGCCUAUCUGCCACAGCAAAUUUAUUGCAGCAAUGUGAGCACCCCUGCGUGCGUAGCUGUGCAUGUUGCAGAAGUAUUGCAAUGGCAGAGUGUCGAAUCUCACGGUUCUAAGCUGAGUGUAAUGAUCUGUUGACGUGUUGUGACUCGACCUGUCUGUGGGUGUGCAUGUUUGUUUGGUUGUAUUUAGUGGUGUCAUUUCUGGCCCUAGUGAGGUGGUCAUUUCUGAUGUUCUGUUUGUGAUGCGGUGCCUCCAUAGGCUGUUGCAUCGUCCAAUGCUUCCUGAUUUUGCUGUAUUUAUUGUAACUUAUUUGAACAGAAGUCUAGAAAUAAACUGUGUGUAAACUUUUCACUCCA
Dermacentor albipictus is the source of this 10078-nucleotide messenger RNA. RefSeq names its product glycosyltransferase 8 domain-containing protein 1-like. The record is from RefSeq and is a predicted model, not a curated record. Gene Ontology annotation, cellular component: Golgi apparatus. NCBI's taxonomy places the organism in Eukaryota, Metazoa, Arthropoda, Arachnida, Ixodida, Ixodidae. Gene Ontology annotation, molecular function: glycosyltransferase activity.